AUGGCCAAGCCUAACAAUCAAUUCCAUCAUUUCGGCCAACUCCCACCAGAGCUCCGACAUGCUAUUUGGUUAGAAGCCUUGGCGGUACCAACCGUCAUCUGGAUAUUCAACCACGGAAACCCGGAGCGAGUCAGCACCUGCAUCAUUGAACCAGGCGCUUCUAGGUCGUGCAUGGAGGCGUAUAACAUACUCAAGAAGACAAGUCAGCCUAUGAAUAUCCCUGGUGGCCGCACUGUCUGGGCCACAUCGAGUAACUGUGUUCUUCAUCUUGCCGGUACCAUCAGUGAAAAUCUGAGCCAGCAGCUUUCGGAUUUGGUCCUGCGGUACAGUCUCCGGUACAUCGCAGUGUGUCAUGGAUAUGGGGAGCCCAUCAUUUUUGGCAGGUUUUGGCACCUACUCAGAAUCAUACAGUCUUGGGGAAGUCGGUCCCAUAGCAUUCGAAAGCUCUUCAUCGUACACAAGGUCUCAUCUCUAUUAAAUGUCUAUCAAGCAAUUGCCGAUGAAGUGAUCGGAAAUAGUCCCGUUGAACAAAGAAUUCCUGAUGGCAUGGGCCAGCUCGUCCACGAUGGCUUCAAAAAUUGGCCCCAAAGGCCGAAGUUGUGUUUUCUGGAAGCUUAA
Molecule: messenger RNA, 618 nt
Organism: Colletotrichum truncatum
Lineage: Eukaryota; Fungi; Ascomycota; Sordariomycetes; Glomerellales; Glomerellaceae
Source: RefSeq, a predicted model, not a curated record